AUGCAGCUUCGCCUGUUAAAUGGCUGCUCAAAGUCAGUCUCAGGAUGGGCAUGGUCUGGCCGAAGUGGUGAGACGCUGAACGCCUGGUGGGGUACCGAAAAGCCGCCUCCCGUUGCAGCAGAGGAUGGAGGCGAAAAUGCCGAACCGGUCGGCGAGGAAACAGGCUGGUCGCCUGCGCUCAGCGUGGGCAUCCUCGGUUCGACGGGCGUGGCGCAGCUGCCAAAGAGCGGAGGUCUCCUCUCCUCGAUAUCUUUGUCGGGCCCUCCUGCGGCCGAAGUUGGUGUGACGGUCGCCGGGCUUCCGGCCCCCUUCGAGCGGACGAAGCUCGUCCAAGUGGUACCCAGAUACGUCGUCCGCAACCAGCUGUCCUGUGUUGUCGAGAUUUGGCCAAGCCGUGGCAGCAGCAAGAAAGCCCCGGACGUGUUCGCACACCUCCUGGGCACCUGGAAAGCGGCGCCGGUCGAGGGCACUGCGACGUCGCUAGUGUUUAACUUGCUGAGCUGCUUGCUGGACGCAGACAACGACUCGCUUCUCUACGAGAGCUUCGAUGCGGACGGUCUUUUGGUCUCUGGCGUGCUGCGUAUCUCGAAGGGCUUUCUCACUGGAGAGGUCACCAGAUUGGGGGAAGCCGCCGGAGAAGUCCGUCUCUGCGAGUCUGGGGAGAAGGGGGCGCUAUUGUGGCAGCACCGUGAUUCCGCAGAGAGUGAAUGGUCGGAGGAGACCGCCACCACGAGCGAGGAUGCGCGCGCCUUCCGCAAUCCAGCCAUCCAGCCAGGCGACUCACUUUCGAUCGGCGCCAUCCCCGCCAACAGCGCUUGGGCCAUGAACUACGAUGGCUCCGCGCUGCAGCCGUUGAUGUCCUUGCGCGUUCCCGGUGAGGAGGAUGUCGACGACGAAACGAGGUGGUCGGUGCAGAUUCCCCUCUCCGCGGUUGGUGACAGCGUGGUCGCCCUGGCCCGGCUGAAUGGCCGACCCCUCUUGGUGCGCGUGUCAACCCAGCUGGAUGGGGCCACUCUGUUUCUGAUCCUCUCGAGGGGACAGUGGCCCUUCGAGAUCGAAAACCGCUCCUGCCAACACUCCGUGGUUUUCUACCAGCAAGGCGCCGAUGUCACUGCUCCCGGCUGCGAGGAGUGGAUACUCCGGCCUUGCGAGGCUCGUCGCAUCGUUUUCCCGGAUCCGGAGAAGCCGAAGACCUUGGUAGGGCGCAUCCUUGGGGCAGGCCAGGACAAGGUGGCUCACUACCAAUUGGAUAACAUCUCUGCGGGCGGGCGCAGACGGGACCUAUGGCUGCCGGGUACAACGGGACCUUCCCUGCGCGCGACGUUGAAGCUCCGGGGCGCCGCCCGGUGCUUGCGCCUCUACGACCCUGAGGCCAACGAGGAUGGUGACAAUGCCGAGGCGGACCACCUCAUCGCCAGCGAGCUGGACGAAGAGCACGUUUGGACGAAGAUCGGCUUCGACAUCUUUCUGUCAGGCUUGCACGUCUGCUUGGUGGACACCCUCAUCUCCACGCCGCAAGAGCUCCUGGGUUUCACGGUUGACUACGUGCAGCUUGAGAAGCCCCGGAAAGAGAAGACUGCGAAGCUGACGGUGCACCACAUUCAGCUGGACGACUUCGGUGAUGAGGAAGCCUUCCUUCUCGGUCCCAUGGACAGUGGACUGAAUGCCCGCACCAGCGCGGUGCGUGACGUUCAGGGCGUCACUUCCCGGCCCAUGCUGGCCAUCACCGUCCAAGGGCCUACCGACAGGGCGACGAAGAUGUUCGAUGGGCUCCACCGUGCGAUUAAUCUCCGCAGCUUUUGCAUCGCGGCACGGCCCAUUGAGGUCCGCGUGGACGUGUCAGGGUUUUGCCGGGUGAUAGCCUGCAAGUCGGCGCAGUACCAGUGA
Messenger RNA from Symbiodinium sp. CCMP2592, 1887 nucleotides. NCBI's taxonomy places the organism in Eukaryota, Dinophyceae, Suessiales, Symbiodiniaceae. The record is from the annotation of a GenBank genome assembly.